Haemonchus placei is the source of this 270-nucleotide messenger RNA. The record is from the annotation of a GenBank genome assembly. NCBI's taxonomy places the organism in Eukaryota, Metazoa, Nematoda, Chromadorea, Rhabditida, Trichostrongylidae.
AUGCAAACAGCCCCUAUUCGACUGAAGAUGAGAGAGCAGCGUCUGCGAUGGUUCGGGCAUGUACUGAAAAGACCACAGAGCCAUCCAGUGAGGGAAGCAAUGGAAUUUGAGGCUCAAGGUAAGCGACCAGGAAGAGCCACAGAAAAGAGAUGGAGGGACGUGACCAUGAAGGACCUUUCCGAAGCCAAGGUGACGGCAGAGGAUGCCGUAGAUAGAAUGAAAUGGAGAUGGCCGACAGGAACAGCGGACCCUGCGACGGUGCGGGAUUAA